Cajanus cajan (pigeon pea) is the source of this 722-nucleotide messenger RNA. RefSeq names its product Bifunctional inhibitor/lipid-transfer protein/seed storage 2S albumin superfamily protein. NCBI's taxonomy places the organism in Eukaryota, Viridiplantae, Streptophyta, Magnoliopsida, Fabales, Fabaceae. The record is from RefSeq and is a predicted model, not a curated record.
UGAUGGCGUCGGUGGUCCUCCUCUUGGGUGCGGCGGUGGUGACGGCGGCGAGGGAGGGUUGCACGGAGGAGCUAACGUCGUUUUCACCGUGUCUGGCGUACGUGUCGUAUCCUCCGAACAACUUGACGGAAAGCGCUUCGGAAAAGUGCUGCGAGGCCUUCUCCUCCGCCGCGGACUCGGCGUGCCUCUGCUAUCUCCUCCGCGAGCCAAUGAUUCUGGGUUUCCCUCUGAACAGCAGCAGACUCCUCUCCCUCUCUUGGCUGUGUCCGUCUCCCAACACAACCUCAACCACCUUCCCUUCUCUUUGCUCAGCAUCAGCACCGGCUCUUCCUCCUCUCAACAGCGCACCAACUCAACCUCUACGCGGUAGUGGUGGUGGUGGUGGUGGUGGUAGAGGAGGAGGAGGAGGAAGAUCAGGAUCAGGGUUGGGUGGAUCUUAUGGGAAAGGGGUACCAGCUGAAGCAGGAGCAGGAGCAGGAGCAGCAACAAUAACAUGGUUUCACAACACCUCCCCCAAUGCUUCAACCCUCACUUCACACAUACUGCUUUUCAUUACCCUCAUUUUCUCAACCUUUUCAUGGGAAAUAUAGUUGAACCUUAGGAAUUAAUAUGUUAAUUGCUAUUGUUGCUACACCCUCGAUCGGUUGGUCUUUAUUUCAAUACAUAAUGGCCGUACGUGUUUCAAACAUAUACACACUUUUGUUUCUCAUCCCAAUUGUGCG